This is a messenger RNA of Oncorhynchus mykiss (rainbow trout), 729 nucleotides long. NCBI's taxonomy places the organism in Eukaryota, Metazoa, Chordata, Actinopteri, Salmoniformes, Salmonidae. The record is from RefSeq and is a predicted model, not a curated record.
AUGGCUGUAUUGUCCUCCAGUGUAUUGUCCUCCACUGUGUUGUCCUCCACUGUGUUGUCCUCCACUGUGUUGUCCUCCACUGUGUUGUCCUCCACUGUGUUGUGGAGGUAUAUCACUGUGUUGUCCUCCAGUGUGUUGUCCUCCAGUGUGUUGUCCUCCAGUGUGCUGUCCUCCAGUGUGCUGUCCUCCAGUGUGCUGUCCUCCAUGUGUUGUCCUCCACUGUGUUGUCCUCCACUGUGUUGUCCUCCACUGUGUUGUCCUCCACUGUGUUGUCCACCACUGUGUUGUGGAGGUCUACCACUGUGUUGUGGAGGUCUACCAGUGUGUUGUCCACCAGUGUGUUGUCCACCAGUGUAUUGUGGAGGUCUAUCACUGUGUUGUUCUCCAGUGUGUUGUUCUCCAGUGUAUUGUUCUCCAGUGUAUUGUCCUCCAGUGUGUUGUCCUCCAGUGUGUUGUCCUCCAGUGUGUUGUCCUCCACUGUGUUGUCCUCCACUGUGUUGUCCUCCACUGUGUUGUCCUCCACUGUGUUGUCCUCCACUGUGUUGUCCUCCACUGUGUUGUCCUCCACUGUGUUGUCCUCCACUGUGUUGUCCUCCACUGUGUUGUUCUCCAGUGUAUUGUCCUCCACUGUGUUGUCCUCCACUGUGUUGUCCUCCAUGUGUUGUCCUCCAGUGUGUUGUCCUCCAGUGUAUUGUGGAGGUCUACCACUGUGUUGUCCUCCAGGCCUAA